Ophidiomyces ophidiicola is the source of this 1119-nucleotide messenger RNA. RefSeq lists its product as uncharacterized. Bases 1 to 1119 code for a protein of 372 amino acids. Lineage: Eukaryota; Fungi; Ascomycota; Eurotiomycetes; Onygenales; Onygenaceae. Gene Ontology annotation, molecular function: snoRNA binding. The record is from RefSeq and is a predicted model, not a curated record. Gene Ontology annotation, biological process: rRNA processing. The transcript has 2 exons.
AUGGUCACCGCGACACGCCGCUCUAUACUUUCCCAGCCAGACGACUCUCCGUCACGGAGUAGCUUCCCCGUCACCAAUGGCAAAAGAAAGACUACUUUACGCUCUACGGAGGUGCUACUUGAGCCCACGCCAAAGCGGCGGCGAGGUCAGAUCCGUGAAGGGACAGAUUCUCAAGCUAGCACCCCACAACCUAGUGAAUCAACGAAAGUACGGUAUGAAGUGCUGCAGGCAGUAGAGAUAAGAUCAUCCCAGAGCCGGUCGGCAACGCGAGAGUCCUCACUUACUACCUCUGUGCCCUUGUUAAAGAAAGGAGCUACCUCCCCCAGUGCUAUCUCGAAAUCAAUGGCUGCUCACGUGCGUUUUGGCAGUCAAGAGCCAGAACCGGAGCUUGACCGUGAGCCAGAGCCCGCUGUCAUGGAAGAUCAUCCGAAAUCCCAGAAUCAAGAGGAUGGAGAAAGCGACGACGAUGAUGCCCCUGAAGCUAUCAGUAACACCAACCAACUUCAGAAGUUAAAAGAGUUCGAACGAAAGCGAGUGGAGGCAAAACAAAGGCAAGAACAAAGCAAAAAAGAAAAACGACGGGAACACGAGAAUAGACUAAAGAUGCAGGCGAAGCCCAAGUCAACUCCAGAAUUGUUCAAGACCCCAAGUAAACUGCCACAUAGGCCAAAGCAAGGAGAUGUUCACUCCGAAAGCUCAGCGACACUCCAAGGCUCAGUGGUCAAAGCGCCCGAAUCACCACCUCUAUUUUCGCUACCCAGAUUGCUCCCAGAUGAGAUAUUACUGGCGGAGCCAUCUAUCCGACCUCCCACCCCUCCAAGAGACAUCAAGGAGCAAUCAGCAAUGCCAAAGGCGUCAGGGAAUAAAAUUAGGUUUUUUGAUACGGUGACUAAACCGCCAAAGGACAUCAAGGUUGGUGGAGCAUCAAUUCGAGUCCUUGGAGAUUCCCAGAACCCUGCAAGCAAUCACAACCUGCACAAUGCCCUUCCUCCAAAGGCGUCAAAGAAGGGUCGCCUUGUUCGAGAAAACUGGAUUGCAGGCAAUCGAAGUGGCGCUGUGGCUUUACACCACGGCUUGAGAAGGACCGCUGGGGGAACCUCUGGGUUCUUGCGAAAAUGA